GUCCAUCUUCUCCUUUUCUCCUCCUCUCUGUGUUGGACUGCAUGCUGAGUUCACGAGCAAAACGUGUCGACCGCAAAGAACUAACUGCUCGCCGACUUCCUCGUGAGCGAGCGCGAGUAAGUGUGCGCGAGGUCAUGUCAGGCAUGACGAGCGGCGUGUGCGUGGAGAGUGACCUCUCCUCGAUGCUCCAGAGAAGCUCCGCCUCUUCGCACCAUCACCCCAAUCACCAUGGUUAUGGCGGACAGGGACAGGUGACCAGCCUGGCUCCGAUGUUGGACUACACCACAGAGAUGGACCGUUACCGCUCCUCCAUCGCCAGCUUCUAUAAGACCAACGUCAACAUGAACAUGAACGUCACAAACUUCCCUCAAUCCGCCAAACUGGCGGCCCGUUUGGCGGCAGCGGCCCCCAUUUUCCCCCCUGCUGCAGCCAGACUAGGUGCCAUGGCGACCACACCCUGGGGUUGCCACGACAACAUGAACAUGAAUGUGAAUAUGAACCACCCGGCGGCGGCCAUGUUCUGGGGCCGCCCUAAAACCGUGGCGACCGCCCCAACGCAUCACCACCACCACCAUCACCCCUCGGCAACGCCAGGGCACAUGACCUCCUCGCACCCCCACGGUACCAGCAUGCAUCAGGGCGGCAGGGGGUCGGGAGGGGGAGGAGGAGGAGGUGGAAGUGGAGGGAGCAGCGAGGGGGGAGGAGUUGAAAAACACGUACACACUGCCGCCUCACUUCCUGCCACACAGGGAACAGCACAUCAUCAUCCCAUGGCGCCAGGCAACGGGAACUUCCUCCCUGGUUAUGCCAGUGGGGCGGACUGUGGCGUCAUGAACAAACAGGCUCACACCCACCCGGACAUGAUGGGCCUAUCAGAGGGCGGGAGCUGUAAUGGGGGAGGGGUCAUGAGUAGCAGCUUCCUGGGGGGGCUGGGAUUACCCCCCGGGGUCAUUGUGAUGGCGAUGGGGUCGGCAGGGGGCGGGAUCUCAGAUGCUGGCAGCGCCUUCCAGAUGACAGGCGGCCAGCGGGCGCUAACGGACUGCCAGCAGCACGCCAACUCCUCCCCCUGCCCCUCCUCCUCCUCGCCCUCGUCGUCUGGGGUGACGGCGGGGGGCGUAGCCUUGUCGUCGUCGUCAUCGUCUGGGGCGGUGGCCAAGAGGAAGAGGAAGCGGUGCGGCGUCUGUGGUCCAUGCAGGCGGCUGAUCAACUGCGGCGUCUGCUCAUCCUGCCGUAACAGGAAGACGGGUCACCAGAUCUGCAAGUUCAGGAAGUGCGAAGAGCUGAAGAAGAAACCGGGGGGAGGAGGGGGGGCGCUGGAGCGGCCGCCCUCCGUCCCAACCGGCGAGGCGUUUCGUUGGUUCUUCUAGCCUUUCCUCGGCCAACAGAGUUGCAGCUAGAGGCCAAACGGGAAGUCGUCAUCAUCCCACAUGGACUACAAAUCAGGCUUGGAUACAAACAUAAAAAAAUAAAUAAAUAAAGGACUACAACAUCUGGAAUUGAACCAGAUGUUUUGCAACAACAGGAUUACAAUUUCAUACUGUGUGGAUGACAGUUUAAGACUACACAUCCCACGUCAACUGGCACAGCUAGGAGGGCAGAGGAAGAGGAAGCAGCUUUGGUCACAGGCAACACGAACCGGCCAAUCAGAGUCUGGUGUGACAAUGACAAAUGCUUUUUGUCUUGAACUUUGUUUUCAGGUAAAUUCAAAACUCGGACCAUUCUUUGUGCUCUAUAUGUGUGGUUCCCGACUGUAAGUGUGAGUCUGUACUGGGGAAAACAAAACAAACAUGAAGUGGACCGCAGCCUCAUGUAGCUCAUGUGGUGUAGAUCUACACCUGCACCAGAUGCCAGAAGGUGACAGUAAACAUGUUAUCUACUUUUAUCUCGUUCAGUAACUGGAUGGGAAACUGUGGCAAAGCUUUGCAACACAACAUCCAACUGUUAAACAGUUUUACGAUGUUUAACAAGCGCUGAACAGAACCAUGGUCAGGUUGGACAUCUGGACCUUCCUGGUAAAUAUCAGAUACCGUUAUAACUAGAGAUGAGUCUAAUGAUCAGGAUCAAUAUUUUAAAGAAGUGUAUUGGAUUAAACAAAGUCAGUCGUAUUUGUUUUUGAAUCAGGAUAAGUCACCUGUUAUUUCAAUGUGUCAAAACUGUCUCCUCCUUCCUCCACCUCCUCCUAGCUGACCACAAACCCCAUCGUAGCCAAACCAGGAAGAUUCAGGCCUCAAGUGGACCACUGCUGUCCAGUUUGACCAAAACCGGACGACAAGUUAACCUCAAAGGAAAGACUUUAACUACAGAGGGAGUACAAACUGACCUCAGCAGGAAGUGAUCCAGGACUGUUAUUAAGGACUACAACUUCACCACAGUAGGACUACAAUUACCACAUCACUGUUAUCUGUCUCUUCUGUCUACCUCCUCCUCAAGAAGGCACCUUGAUUGAUUUUUACUGGGCUGUGUUGAUGCUGGAGCGAUGACCUGAUCUGCUUCUUAACUCUCUCGUGGUCCAGUCUGGUCUUUAGAUGUUUGUAUUCACGGAUCUGCCUGGCGGGGACGUUAAAUGUCUUUUUAUUUGUCUGGAUUUCAAUGGAAAGUUCUCAGGGCGCAGUCAAACUUCCAGUUGGUUUCAUAUGAACUAAAACAGACUGGAAAAACUCACUUUGUCGUAUUUUUGUAUUUGUGUAAAAAAGGUGGCAGUGGAAGGUUUGUAAUAUCCAUCUUCACAAAGUGAACGUGACGCAUUGUCGGUGGAGUUUCACUCUAAAUUGACACCUCCAGUCCCGAACAGUCAGAUCUCUAUCUGUAGUCUGAACCCGGACCCCCCAAAAGAGAGUUCAGAACCAGUUUCUCUGUUCCUGUAUCAAUGCAUGAUUGUACCACACGGUGACCAGCAGGAACCGGGAGAAUCCACCUGCAGUUAAGACACAGCGUGGGAACCUUUGGAUCUUCUGGGAAGCUCCGAGUUCUGAGCUGAACCGUGGGACUAAAAGGAACCGAACUGAAAGAGAUCAGAACAUUCCACACUUAAAACAUUUCCAACACGUCCGUGGGUCUAACUUUGAGAUAACACACCAACAACAUGUCUGGCGAGACUUUUUCAAACACAAGGCGGCGUGCAACUUUGUCGUGUAUUAAUGGCCGAGGUCAUCACACAAAGACAGACCUCGGCGUCUCGUGACUACGACAGACAAUAUUGACAAGACUGAAUGUUGAGUCAUCGGUCAGUCUGAUGAAACACAGCAGACCUGUAGUAUUCCUGUGGGAUGAAUGAGUAACCUCGUGAUGCAGAAACGUCGUGCGCAGGUUGGUGCCGUCGGACUCAAGUCUUAAAUCGAUAUUUAACAUGUCAAAAGAAUCAAACUUAUUUUUCAGAAAUUCAUUUUGUCCCCAGAGGAUGAACCCUCAGGUCAAAGUUUGCAUCUAUCUGAUCUACACUAAAUCAAAAGAUUCACCAGAUUCACUCCUCAAAGCUCGAGAUUACGGAAAUUAAAUUUGAUUCGAAUCCAGCGGCACCAAACACCGGAUGGACUUCUAUGAAAUUUGGGUUCAGAUGUCGAUGAUCCCCAGAGGAUGACUCCUUAUGUCGGUGUCUGAUCUGGAGUCAACAGCAGCGUCCGUUCCCACAGAGUCUCAAAGUUAUGAAGACUUUUCAUGUAGCGCCACCAGCAGGUCAGCAUCUCCGUACACGUGCCUCACUUUACCGAACACAUCCGGUGAGAAGUGAUGGCUGCGUUAUGUGAGCGUCGGUCUGAAACAUGAAUGAAGUCCUGAGGACGCUCUCUACGCGUGGCGUUCGUGGGAAGUGUCCGCGCUCACAGACGUGUUGGAAAGAUUUCUUUUAUUUUGGAGUAUCAUGAGGAAAACGCUCCCCUGCCUCUUCGUGGGAACUAAAACCAAACGCCCCCCCCCCUCCCCGAGGUGGUGUGAGACAGGGUGGAGGAGGAAGGGGGACGUUUGUUUUGUGUCUGUCUGUCCUCCCCCUCAUGUGUUCUGUCUCUGUGACCUCCUUAUGUGCUCAAUUGUAAUAAAGCAUUUCAAAGAUGA
Molecule: messenger RNA, 4047 nt
Organism: Larimichthys crocea (large yellow croaker)
Lineage: Eukaryota; Metazoa; Chordata; Actinopteri; Sciaenidae
Exons: 4
Coding region: 42-1367 (441 amino acids)
Cellular component (GO): nucleus
Molecular function (GO): zinc ion binding; methyl-CpG binding
Source: RefSeq, a predicted model, not a curated record